AUGGACCAGGAGAUCGAACGAGUCGUCCAGGCCAUCGCGAUUGCAUCUGAGCCUUCCCAGUCCACCUUAUUCCAAGAGGCUCUCAACUACAUCCAGGGCAUCCAGGAAAACGCAAAUGAAACAUGGCGAUUGGCUUUGCAGAUUUUCGUCGCUACCAAUGGCGACCAGGGGCGCAAAUAUCCCCCACAGGCCAGGUUCUGGGCUCUGAGGGUUCUGGAAGAGUUUCUCGAGAAUAAGUUCGAUCCAUUAGACCCAGAGACCUUCCAGACUCUACAGCAAGCAAUGAUGAGCUAUAUUCAAUCAGAAUAUGUCCAAGGCCCUGCAGAAGCGAAUGCACCUUUCAUUCGAAACAAAUUCUCGCACACCCUCACCCUUUUGUUCCUCUGCACGUAUAUCGAUCAAUGGCCAUCCUUCUUCACGGACCUAUUCAGCCUCAUCCAACCCUCUUCGCAGUCUUCCUCAACCGGCCUUAAUCGACAUAUAUCGUUAUUAUUCUUCCAUCUGGUUCUCGAAAUCUCAGGAGAAGUCGCCGACCAAAUGAUCAAAACGGCACGGACCUGGUCUGCUGUCCGCCAUGCCAGGGACGGAAGGGUUCGAGAUGCGGUUCGAGAACGGGAUGCAGCCAGAAUCAACGAAGCUGUCCUUACGAUCGUCGCGACCAAUGUGGAGCGAAUGAACGCUCUGAAAGAGGGCGACGGGGAUUCUCAGGAGCUCGGCAACUCCAUCGAGCUCGUAGAUUGGGGUAUCAGGACGUUUGGGUCGUAUGUCGGUUGGAUCGAUAUCAAUCUAACUGUGACACCCACGACUGUCCCAUUGCUGUUCAAGCUUCUCGCCGACUCAUCCUUGCCCAUCCGACUGGCUACUUCCGUCGCUUUGCUCAGAAUCGUAGCAAAGGGCUUGAAGGAGCCAGCAGAUAAACUCCAGCUCUUCAAAGUGCUGUCGCUCGGUCAGGUCUUGGACGCCCUGGAAAGCAAAACAGCAAAGCAACAACGAGAGCGGGGGGAUGACGUUGAUGAAGGGGAGGAAUCUUACCGAGAGGCACUGGGCAAAUUGUUGAAUGUCUAUGGGUUGGAACUCACCAAACUCGUGGAAGAUGCCCCAACGGAUGACAUUCGUUCAGAUGCAUCAGCAGCUCUGGUCGACCUCCAGCCCGUCACUCUGCGGUUCCUAGCGGAUGACUAUGACGACACGGCUUCCACUGUGUUCCCUCUUCUCCAAGCGGUCCUCGGUAGUUACAAACGUAGCCGUAAAGUCAGCUCCGGUCCCAUUGACGAUCAAAAACGCUCUUUCUUGAGUGCUUUGCUGCAAGUCAUUCUUAAAAAGAUGAAAUGGGAUGAAGAAGCCGAGCCCGACGACGUGGACGACGACGACAAUGGCGAAUUUGAAAAGAUGAGAAAAGAAUUACGAACCUUUAUGGAUGCGAUCUUGACCAUUGACCAAGACCUCGUUACUGAUGAGGUCAGAAAACUCGCACUGCAAACCAUCUCAGCCUAUCAAAGCGGGACGAGCCUCAAAUGGAACGACGCCGAGCUUGGCGUCUACCUUGUCUACAUUUUUGGAGAGAUCAAUAAAAGUGGCGGGAAAGGUCGGGCUGCUUUCUGCCAGACUCCUGCAGUUAUAGACAAGGACAAGCGCAAGGUCACCGACUACUCAGAGUUUCCUUUGACAAGCCAUGGGGAGAUGCUCCUUGCCCUGGUUCAGUCAGGGAUCGUUUCAUACCCAAAUAGGACUGUUUCGUUGCAGUUCUUCGAAACAGUUACUCGGUAUGCUGACUUUUUCAAAGUACGAAAGGAAUGCAUUUUGCCCGCACUGGAAGCCAUGAUAGACAAACGGGGGUUGCACAAUGAGAACCAACAAUUCCGCAUCCGGCUGUACUACCUCUUCUACAAGUUCAUUCGUGAAUCGAGACACGAAAUCCCCAGCCAGAUCGCACUCACCAUCAUCAACAGUUUGCCCGACCUGCUCUCGAUCAACGUGCAACUGUCGGAACCGGAAGACCCAGAAUCGGACCCACUCACAGAAGCAGUCAAGAGUCCCGUUUUCGAAUCCCAAUUAUACCUCUUCGAGACCAUUGGCAUCCUUACCUCGACACUGUCCAAGGAUACAGAAGAGCAAGGGAAUCUUCUCUUGUCGAUUGUCAAGCCCUUCAUGGAAGAACUGCUCGCUAAUUUACAGCUGUUCCGAGCAGGAAGCCAGGACCUUGUCCCUGUCGUCAAAGUCCACCAUAUCAUCAUGGCCCUUGGAAAUAUUUCCAAAGGAUUUCCCGAUCACCCAGCGAGUACUACUUCGGAGAACUAUAUGGCCCCCUCCUUCAAAGUCUUUGCAGAAAUCGCACAAGCCAUCCUUGUGUGUCUGGAAGCCAUGAACGUCAUCAAACCCAUCCGUGAUGCGACAAGGUUCGCCUUCGCCAGAAUACUGGCAACUGCGGGUCCGACCGUUACAGGAUACAUCCCUCCUCUAAUGAAUCAUCUUCUCGCACAUUUCGAGCCUUCCGAAUUAGUUGAUUUCAUGAACUUCAUUUCUCUCUUGAUUCAUAAACUUCAGAAGGACAUGUUCGAGGUGUUGGACAAGCUCAUCGCACCCCUGCACUCCCAUAUAACGGCCAUCCUUUCGCAAGCGGCCAGCGGUACGGACGAACUACGAUGGCAGAUAGAGACGAAGAAAGCAUACCUCAACCUACUCGUGGUAAUCCUCAAUGCUAGACUAGAGGGAAUUUUUACCUCGGAACGAAAUUCUGCUUCAUUCGAGGCUCUUUUGGGAAGCCUUCUCCGGAUUGUGGAAGACGUCUCGGAUCCUCCCAGUCAAAAACUUGCUCUCACUUUCUUCGGCCGGUGCGUUACGGUCUGGGGCCAACCUGCUGGCUCUCCAAAUCCAGAACUCGGAGGAAAUUUACCUGGAUUUGAACGAUUCAUCUACGAGCAAAUUGUGCCCACAGCUUUCGGCGUGGUGGCGUUACCCAGCUUCAACCCCAAGGAUGGACAAGCGCUAAUGGUCAUCCACGAGGUGGCCUCUCUACUACAAACGGUAUGCAAGACACGCGGUUCAGAAGCAUACGACUACUUCCUCUCGGCGUUCCUGCCCUCAAAAGGCUGGCCUGCUGAGAUGGCUCUGGACUUUACGACCAAACUCCGAGAUUUGGAUUCUAAAAACUUUAGGAAAUACUUUACCGAACUCAUUCGCGCCUCGCGAUCGUCGUAG
Messenger RNA from Coprinopsis cinerea okayama7#130, 3198 nucleotides. Its product is annotated as KapM protein. Bases 1 to 3198 code for a protein of 1065 amino acids. The record is from RefSeq and is a predicted model, not a curated record. Gene Ontology annotation, biological process: tRNA re-export from nucleus. Gene Ontology annotation, cellular component: nuclear matrix; cytoplasm; nuclear pore. The transcript has 13 exons. NCBI's taxonomy places the organism in Eukaryota, Fungi, Basidiomycota, Agaricomycetes, Agaricales, Psathyrellaceae. Gene Ontology annotation, molecular function: tRNA binding; small GTPase binding.